CAGAUAGAAGGAAAGACUGUGAAGGCACAGAUAUGGGACACGGCUGGUCAGGAGAGAUACCGUGCAAUUACUAGUGCAUAUUACAGGGGUGCUGUUGGAGCACUCCUAGUCUUUGACAUAACAAAGAGGCAGACCUUCGACAAUGUUCAGAGGUGGCUCCGUGAGCUCCGGGAUCAUGCAGAUGCCAACAUUGUUGUCAUGAUGGUUGGGAACAAGUCAGACUUAAACCACUUACGAUCGGUUCCUGAGGAAGACAGCCAAGCAUUCUCUGAGACAGAAGGUCUGUCGUUCCUUGAGACAUCUGCACUGGAGGCAAUCAAUGUGGAGAAGGCAUUCCAUACUGUGCUGAGUGAAAUUCACCAGAUUGUAAGCAAAAAAGCACUUGCAGCACAGGAGUCUGCUGCUGCCAACAGCCGUUCAAUGCAAGGAACGACUAUUAACGUUGCUGAAUCAUCCGCCAACGCAAAAGGUUCUUGCUGUUCCAGUUGAAGAGCUGGUUCCAGUGGAAGAGAUUCUUCCCGGAAAUGUCUGCUUCCGCAGAACUGGACCAUGACAAUAUACAUAGGUUAUAGUUUGGUCUCAGAUAUUCUUGUUUCUCAUCCCGAAUCCCAUGACUGGUAAUUCCUAUCGCAAGAACACCUUUACCAUACUCUAUAACCUGCCUCCAUCAAAUCAUUCUCAUUUUGUAUUCUUAAAACUAUCAUCGAUUUCACUUGUACAAUUGAGAAAUCGAACAUGUUGUAACAAUGAUUAUUUCCUGUUAACAACAAUAAUAAUUGUUAAUGGAAUUA
This is a messenger RNA of Triticum urartu, 791 nucleotides long. NCBI's taxonomy places the organism in Eukaryota, Viridiplantae, Streptophyta, Magnoliopsida, Poales, Poaceae. The record is from RefSeq and is a predicted model, not a curated record.